AUGGUUAACUCUACGGAAGCUUCCUAUUUUAUACUGACUGCAUACUCUGACACCGGGGUUUUUAAAUACCUAUAUUUCCUGAUCAUUCUGGCUUUGUAUAUUUGUAUUAUAGGUGCCAAUAUGUUGCUGAUUGUGGUUAUCUGUGUGAACAGGAGCUUACAUGAACCUAUGUACCUUUUUCUGUGCAGCCUGUUUGUAAAUGAACUGUAUGGUAGUACAGGGUUGUUUCCAUUCCUUCUGGUUCAGAUCCUCUCUGACAUUCACACUGUUUCUGCUCCGCUCUGCUUCCUGCAGAUUUUCUCUGUGUAUACAUAUGCAAAUGUACAGAUUUAUAUUUUAGCCGUCAUGUCUUAUGACAGAUAUCUUGCUAUCUGUUAUCCUCUGCAAUAUAACACAUAUAUGACAUCUAACAAAGCUUCCUUUCUUAUUACAGUGUCAUGGUUUUUCCCUUUUCUUGCAAUUGUUGUUAUGAUAUUCCUGACUCUGUCUUUGCAGCUGUGUGGGAACAUACUUAAUAUAGUUUACUGUGGGAAUUACUCCAUUGUUAAGCUGGCCUGCUCUGACACCAGGGUCAAUAACAUUUAUGGACUCUUUUACACGGUCUUCUCCAUCAUCAUUCCUCUGCUUUUAAUCCUCUACACGUACAUGAGGAUCCUCAGAGUGUGUUUCUCUGGCUCCAAACAGACCAGACAGAAAGCUCUCAGUACCUGCACACCUCACCUCGCUUCCUUGCUUAACUUCUUUUUUGGAGCUUUUUUCCAGAUAUUACAGAGCAGGUUUGAUAUGAGCAGUGUUCCCAACAUUCUGUGCGUUUUAUUAUCCCUGUACUUUCUAACAUGCCAGCCUCUCUUUACCCCAGUCCUGUACGGGCUGAAGAUGUCUAAAAUCCGCAUCAUAUGUAAGCGUCUGUUGUACGGAGAAGUGUAGGUCAUCAAGAGAUUGCAGAGAAAGAGAAUGAAAGGACCCUGACUUCAGCAGUAUUAACUCUAAUGACGUGUCUAGUUCACUGUGUGCAGAGGAAGGAAAUGAAACGUGCAGCUGUACAUGUGCUGAGCUUGAUGCUGCUCUCUCUUUCUGUUUCUUAUCUUGCUUUUCACUUUUCAUAUCAGCCUCAGUGAUUUUAGGAGAACCCUGAAAGGUCCAUGAGUCAGGACGUUAGGAGUGAAGCUGAAGUUAAAGCUGAAUGAAGCUUCUCGCUGUGAACAGACACAGAGCAGCUUCAUAUCAACUAUGUUCCCAAUAUGUUGACAGUAUUUUCACCAUUGUAUUCUAUCACAUGUAAUGUGUCCCAAAUAUACAUCCUGUGUACAAAUCAGCUGUUAGCUUUCACAUCACCUGUGACCUUAUGAGUAUAAAUCAAUGCAGCGUUGUACUACACUGAA
Molecule: messenger RNA, 1382 nt
Organism: Trematomus bernacchii (emerald rockcod)
Lineage: Eukaryota; Metazoa; Chordata; Actinopteri; Perciformes; Nototheniidae
Product: olfactory receptor 1P1-like
Exons: 1
Coding region: 1-927 (308 amino acids)
Biological process (GO): G protein-coupled receptor signaling pathway
Cellular component (GO): membrane
Molecular function (GO): G protein-coupled receptor activity; olfactory receptor activity
Source: RefSeq, a predicted model, not a curated record